AUGGCUUCUGUAGAACACUGCCUUUACUGCUUCGAGGCUCUGGCUUCGCACCUGGAGAAGCGUCCGGGUCUCGCCCUCAAGGAGAUUCAGCGAUCAUGGCCCGAAUACGUAAAGACGCUCGGUGACGGCAGGGACGGCGGCAAGAAGCUCCUCCCUGCCCUGCAGCGCCUCGCCGACCCCGCGAGUGACUCGGCAUCCGCCUCCUCCGGUUCCAGCUUCUCGCUGGCAGCCGAGACCCCCGCGACGUCGACCGACUCCCUUUCCGGCGACGACGACGACGAUGGACCCAUCACCGAAUCCCCGCUCUUCGUCACAUGGAACACCAUCUCACCAAGCUCGGGCCACCGCUCGCUGCGGGGUUGCAUCGGCACCUUUGAGGCGCAGGACCUCGAGGACGGCCUGUCGAGCUACGCCCUCACGUCGGCGCUGCACGACAUGCGAUUUCCGCCCGUCGAGGCGUCGGAGCUGCCCUCGCUCGAGGUGGCCGUGACGCUGCUUACCGACUUUGAGGAGGCCGACGACGCCAUGGACUGGACCCUCGGCGUGCACGGCCUGCGUAUCAGCUUCACCCACCACGGCAAGCGGUAUGGCGCCACAUACCUCCCCGACGUCGCCGUCGAGCAGGAGUGGACCAAGGAGGAGACGCUCAUAAGCCUGAUGCGCAAGGCCGGUUGGAUGGGCAGCAAGAGCAAGUGGCGCGACGUUGAGCUCAAGGUUGUGCGCUACCAGGGCAAGAAGGAUUCGUUGGAGUACGGUGAGUACAAGAAGUGGGCAGACUGGGUCAAGAACAACAAGUCAAAGUCUGGCUGA
Messenger RNA from Colletotrichum higginsianum IMI 349063, 810 nucleotides. Its product is annotated as Ammecr1 family protein. The coding region runs from base 1 to 810 and encodes 269 amino acids. The record is from RefSeq and is a predicted model, not a curated record. Lineage: Eukaryota; Fungi; Ascomycota; Sordariomycetes; Glomerellales; Glomerellaceae. The transcript has a single exon.